Molecule: messenger RNA, 273 nt
Organism: Clunio marinus
Lineage: Eukaryota; Metazoa; Arthropoda; Insecta; Diptera; Chironomidae
Source: the annotation of a GenBank genome assembly
AUGAUUUCAUGCUUUACAUCAGAAGAACACGAAAGAAGAAAGAAGAUUAAUUUGGAAAUGUGCAUUAAAGACCUGCGACAACAUUUUCAAAACUUACCUCACGGGAUUCUGUGGUGUUGCUGUGAUGCAAGACGCUCCAAUGAGAAUAGCGAGACAAGACAACAAAAUCUUCAUGCUUCACUCAAUUAUCUAACUGGAAAUAUUUGGAAAUAUUUAUUCGUCAAAAGCGAUUUAGUAUUAAUCUGUUUUGUCAACACUUUAGCAUUCAAUUAA